AUGGAGAACAGCAAUAAAAUAAUACCUCCUCAUCUAAACGCAGAAGUUUACAGAACGGAUACGACAGGAACUAGUACGCAGUCGUAUUUGGAUUAUAUUCGACUUCAUCCAGAUGGGACAGUGUUAAUUGGGUGUUCAGAAUUAACAGGGCGUUACUGGAAUGGUGGUGUAAACAUAUUUAAAAAUGUAGAAAAUGAUGAAAAUUGCAUCAAAUCGGCAAAAAAGAAUAUAAGCCUAACACAUGGUACUGCAGAUGGUUGUUUUGUGGAUAACUCUAAUAGUGUCUUCUUGUGUGAAGAUAGUGGUGCAGUCAGUUUAUGGACUACUCAUGAAGAUGUAUGGAAACAAUGGAAUGAAGAAUUAUCAGUUGCAGAACAUGAUGAUGCUAUACUUGCUGUUGACUGUUUGAAUCCUGGUAAAGAAUAUGUUACAGCUGGUGCAGAUGGAAAUGUUAAGGUAUGGGAUCUCUGUGACUUGAUCUGUAUAAGAAACUACAGCUUUGCUCAUACAAUGGCUGUUAAUACAGUCUCUGUGAGAUCUAAAUCACUCACAAAUUUUGCAACUGGCUCAUUAGAUCAAUUCAUAAGCUUAUGGGAUGAAAAUAUAUCUAAACCUGUAUGUGAAGUUAUAGAAAAUGACUGUGCUGUUCGUUGUUUAAAAUGGCUUGAUGAAAAUUAUUUGAUAUUUGGUGAUGAUGCUGGUGUUUUGAGUCUAUUGGACAUAAGAAUGCCUGGGGCCUCGACCAAAUUGACUGAGUUUCCUGCAGCAGUUCACCACAUAGCUGUUCAGCCUGAAUUACGUAGAAUUGCAGUAUGCUGUGACAAUAAAACAUUAACCGCCUGGGAAAUCAUUGGGAUA
Molecule: messenger RNA, 858 nt
Organism: Iphiclides podalirius (scarce swallowtail)
Lineage: Eukaryota; Metazoa; Arthropoda; Insecta; Lepidoptera; Papilionidae
Source: the annotation of a GenBank genome assembly